AUGAUUAUGAGUAUUUGUACUUCAUUUAAUUUGUUAAAAGAUAACCCUUCAAAAAAAAAAAGGUUUUUCCUUGUAUGUGUUAGUAAAUUUCUUCAUACAAGUCCAUUAAAAAAAGAUAGAAAAAGUUCAACAUAUUUAAGUGUUAUUAAAAACAACUCACACUUAUGUAAACAAAAGGAAAAAGAUGGCCAUAAUAUUGAUAAAAUUGUAAGUCCCGAAAAAAGAGAAAAGUCUCUUUUUGUUCAGCAUGUCUUUAAGUGGGGAAUAGGAAAUAAAUUUCGCUCGGAUCCUGAAAAUAGAUUUCACCCCGUUCAUCUUAAUCGUUCUAAAGAAGUAACUAUUCGGAAAAGCUACUUUGAUUCUGAUAAUGAAAAUAUAAAAUAUGAAGAAUUAAAUGAGCAAUGGGAGGUUUUCUGGUUUCAAAAUAAUAAGUUAAACGCAAAACCAUUCCCUAUUAAAAAGUAUGGCAUAGAGGCAGCGAAAAAAGAAGCAAUUAAAUUUUAUGAAACCUUAAAAGUUAACAAUUAUCUAAAUACGAAGCCUCAGUUUGAGUCAGGGGUAGAAGGUGUUCAUUAUGACGUUGUAACUAACUGCUGGGUAUCUUUUUAUCGGCUAAACAAUUUUCCAGUAUCUAGAUCCUUUUCCGCUGAGUAUCACGGAUUUGAAACAGCGAAAAAAUUAGCAAUUGAACGAGUUAAUAAAUAUCAGAAAUAG
Molecule: messenger RNA, 714 nt
Organism: Plasmodium malariae
Lineage: Eukaryota; Apicomplexa; Aconoidasida; Haemosporida; Plasmodiidae
Product: transcription factor with AP2 domain(s), putative
Exons: 4
Coding region: 1-714 (237 amino acids)
Biological process (GO): regulation of DNA-templated transcription
Molecular function (GO): DNA-binding transcription factor activity
Source: RefSeq, a predicted model, not a curated record